Messenger RNA from Diachasma alloeum, 4189 nucleotides. RefSeq names its product ATP-sensitive inward rectifier potassium channel 12-like. Gene Ontology annotation, biological process: potassium ion import across plasma membrane; regulation of monoatomic ion transmembrane transport. NCBI's taxonomy places the organism in Eukaryota, Metazoa, Arthropoda, Insecta, Hymenoptera, Braconidae. Gene Ontology annotation, molecular function: inward rectifier potassium channel activity. The transcript has 4 exons. Bases 814 to 3297 code for a protein of 827 amino acids. The record is from RefSeq and is a predicted model, not a curated record. Gene Ontology annotation, cellular component: plasma membrane.
GGCACGUUCACUAUUGCACUCGCCGGUAUCCGCCUUCUUUUAACGCUGACUGUUUUGUUUUUCUGCUGUUGAGCGCCAAGGCGUUUCACUGAAAAAUAAUAAUUCACCGGGAAUAUUUCAUCCAGUGGUGCACAGUGGUUUGUGAAUAAAUAGUAGAGCAGUUGGUUAACGCAAUGGUGCCUUUAAAAAUUCAGAGACGAGUGAAACCAUUCAAAGGAUCGAGUAGAAACGUUCCAUCAAGUGGAUAUUGUGACAGGGCAUGUUUCUAACGUAUUUCGUGAAUUGAGUGCGUCAGUAGAAGGUGUACCGUGUGGGUCGGGCCAAUCGUGGCGGCAAGUUGCUGGUGAUAUUCAAAUAAAAGGCCGACAAGUUCAAUCGAUCGGAGCUGCACAUUCGGCUUCUGACGCAGCCUCUGAUGUUGACGUACUUCAGAAUCGCAGUAUUUCGAGGCAAUUUCGAUUUUUUAACUGAUGUCUCGUACCUCGGGGACGGUUAAUCCUGGAUUGAACGUCUCGGUAUAGGAUGCCCCCAAUUGAAACGAUGACGAACGAUCUAGGGACAAUCCGAAUGAGAUAAGAGGAUGAUGCACAUGGUGAUUUCGAUGCCCGUCCGGGCAAACUCCUCAUCGACACUUGCUAUUUAACGAUACAAUCCGUCGUGCUGAAUGGUUCGACAAUUGGCAUUUCUCAACAAUUUGUGAUAGUUUAAUUUAUCCAAGGGAUAUCAAUUAUGCAGCGAAUAAGGAGAGUCGGAAUUUAUGGACUUAAUGAUUUUGGGGGUGCAAGUUGAAUUGGUAGUAUUGAUACAGCAGGAAUGGAGGAGCCGCAGAAGCUCUUUAAGCUGCCUGGUACGAUUGAGGAGGAGGAGGAGCAGGAAACUGAGACACAUGGCAAUACUGGGAAUGCACCGCGGGCGGAUUCACCGCUCUUGUCGCAGAAAAAUGUGGGAAGUAUUCAGAUACCCAGGAAUGUCACACUGGUGAGGGUCAGCACGCAGAGCAGCAGCAUUGGUGGCGUUGGUCGACAGGACUCAUACAGGAGCAGAUAUCGAUCGGGUCCAGUGCGAAAGAUACGUCGCCGUGCUGUACUGAAGAAUGGCGAGUGCAAUGUCCUCCAGUCUCGCAUAUCCCGUCGUUCCCUGCGCUUUCUCCAGGACAUAUUUACCACCCUCGUUGAUACACAGUGGCGCUGGACACUGCUGUGUUUCUCCCUGAGUUUUGUCCUCUCGUGGCUGGGCUUCGCUGUUAUCUGGUGGCUGAUUGCCUUCACCCACGGGGAUUUUGACGAGAGACACUUGCCGGGCAUGCAGGAGUUGAAUCACUGGACGCCCUGUAUAUACAAUGUUCACUCAUUUACAAGUUGCUUCUUGUUCUCAAUCGAGACACAGCACACCAUUGGUUAUGGCAGUAGGGCAACAUCCGAGGAGUGUCCGGAGGCAAUAUUUGUCAUGUGUAUACAGAGUAUCGCUGGGGUAAUGAUCCAAGCUUUCAUGGUCGGCAUUGUAUUUGCCAAGAUGAGCCGUCCCAAACAGCGCACACAGACCCUCCUGUUCUCCCGAAAUGCUGUAAUAUGUCAGCGUGACGGUGAAUUGAGUCUUAUGUUUCGCGUUGCUGACAUGAGAAAAUCACACAUAAUUGGUGCAACAGUGCGCGCACAAGUUAUUCGCACUAGAACAACCAAGGAGGGCGAAGUAAUGGCGCAACAUCAGCAGGAGCUCGAUGUUGGCACUGACGGCCACAAUGGAAGUAUAUUCUUCAUUUGGCCGAUGACGAUAAUCCAUAAAAUCAAUUCAAAUUCACCGUUCUACAGUAUGUCGGCUGAGGAUAUGUUGACUGAGAGAUUUGAGGUGGUUGUUAUACUCGAGGGAACAAUCGAGUCGACUGGACAAACAACUCAAGCACGCUCGAGUUAUCUGCCCCAGGAGAUACUGUGGGGCCACAGAUUUGAGCCCAUGGUCAGUUACUCCAAGGAGCGACAGGGAUACGAAGUGGAUCAUUCAUUGUUCAAUACAACGACACAAGUGGAUACGCCCUUGUGCUCGGGACGUGAACUAGCUGAGUUCUAUCGGGUGCAAGAUGAAUUGCGCCAUGGGAAUGGUUUUCCAAUGGAUGAAGAUGGACUCUUGAUGGAGCCAUAUCACGACACUCAUCAUCAUUACCCUCAUUCGCAUCAUCAUCGUCAUCCAGUGAUAAUUCCAAGCUCAAUGGUGAGGACUGAGAGCACCAAGAGUGAUAAUAGCCUCGAGGAGCACACUUUCUGCCGAGUGUGUCGUGAGAGUCAACAGCGUAUGCCAAGUCCACAUUUACUACCCCAACCCCACCGUGACUCGGCUUACCGAGUGGUUGAGGUAGAUCCUGAUGCUAUUCAGGUAAUUGGAGACAUGGAGUUGCAGCAAUUACCCGAGGCGGUUAAUCGUGAAAUUUUAAAAAACAGCGGUGAGAUUGUGUACGAGGAGGAGACGAGGGAUGGGGAUAUGAUGCGGGAGGAGAAUUUCGUUAGAUCAGUGGGUCCCAGGAGGACUUUGCUGAGGUAUCCAUUGUUGGAUGAGGAGAGGAGGUCGUUGAGUGGCUCGAGGAGAAAUCUUAAUCACAAGAAUUACCCUCACAUUGAGGAUGAGAAGAGAUCGCUCAAUGGAUCGAGGAGAAAUCUGAGUGGUUCGAGAAAAUACAUUUUAGUGCCUUUAGAGAGACCAGACUGCUGGAAUGGUAGUGCGAGGAAUUUGUACGUUGGUAGUCGUGAAAAUUUAAUUGGCUCAAGGAGAAACACUGGCAGUCGUGAGCAUUUGAAUGUAAUGAGAAGAAGUAUGAAUGGUGUCAAAGGGACUAGGGAAAUGCCGGAUGUAAGAGUGAAGCGUCAUCAUCCAGUUGUACAUGCUGAUGGAGAAAUGGAAAAGCCCAGGAGAGCAGCAAAUCUCGGUGAAGUAACACGACAAUCCUGCACAAGCAUUCCCUCACCCUCAUCUGACUCAAUAGUUUCACCAAAUGACAUUAUCGUUACAAUACCAUCAGAGUCUGUAUUAACGCCUGAGUCGGGCUUUGCUGAGAGCCCACACUCCGGCUCCAGUCCCGAGUCUACGAGGAAGGAACUCCGACUUCCUGGUAAUUCGAUUAUUUCACGGAAUCGCCGAAGUUACGAGAAUGCACAGCUUCAGGAUGUCAAUCAUGUAAUGACGAGAACUAGUAGCUCCAGCAGUAGUACGUCAGACAGCGAUGGGACUACCAAGGAUAUUGUCCCUAUCGGUGGGAAAAAAAGUCAUGAAAAUAAUGUUAAACAAACUGUAUCGCACACCAGUGUUUGACGUUUAUUUUCCUCUAGGUGUAAUUUAUUUCUCUUACUCCUGUCGCUGUUGCUUUGUACUUUUUAAUAUGAAUAUAAAACGUUGUUUUAAAAAUUGUGGAUAAUUCAUGAGAUUCGGGAUUAUUAUGACAAAGGGUUGAUCAUCAUGUGAACUACUGUAUUUAUUUUCAGAAUAGUCUUUUUGAAACGUAUGAUAAUGGAGUUUGAAUAAGACAAUAAAGUAAACUGCUGGACAGUUUUACGGUAUGAAUGAUGUAAUAAGAGGAAAAUGUGUGCCAAGAAAAAUACAAAGUUCUUUUUGAGAAUAUUUGGUGGAACUUUUCUAUCCAUCGCUUUAUGCUAAUCGCAGCUGGAGAUUCUCCUGAUAAAGUCAAGUUUAGUCUUUUCGUAUAGCCAAUAUCCUGUGUGAACUUUAACAGGGAGGAGGAGGGCUAAACUUCCGGUAUGGGUGAAUACCUCGUGUGAUGUGCAAGAAUGAGGGGGAUAAUUUCUAGAAUGUAAUUCAACAAUUACCUGCAUGCAAUGGUACCGGUAUAAUAGUGUAUAUAGGCCAAUGCGCAAACGCCCACGCAUACGUACCCUUUCGCGUUUUAAAGCCGAAAAAACUUUUUCGUCUCUGUGCAUGUUUAUACAUGAUUUAUGAACUAUGAUAAUGAAAAUAUGCAUGAAAAUAUCGAAGGUGAACACGUUACAGCCGAGCUUUUGCGCAAAUGUUAAUUAAACUGAUAAAUUAUUUACCGCUAUCAUUGCAUUUCAUUGUUGCAGAUAGUCAUUGUGAGUUGUAUUAGAAUGAAAAUAUGAGGUAAUGCUGAAAAAGAGCAAUGGGAAGACGGAGAAAAUGUAUUCAGUGAGACGUUGAAGAUAAAUGAAAAAUAAUAUUUUCUACAAAUGAA